AUGGCUUCUUCAUACAAAACAACCUCGGUUACUUGUCUUUUGAUGGCUGUGGCAUCCUUGUUGAUGAUCAGUUCCACCCUCGCGGCAAGACCACUUUCCCAGCCAUCUCACCUAACCCCGAAUUUUCUGGUAUUCCCGAUAAACCCUAAACCUGGUUUUCCUAGCAACCCCACGCCUAUUCCUGGUUUUCCAAGCAUCCCUACGCCUAUUCCUGGUUUUCCGAGCAUCCCUACACCUGUUCCUGGUUUUCCGAGCAUCCCCAGUUACCCUUUUCCUAGUUUCCCCAAACCCGGUUUUCCGACUAUGCCGUUCGUCUUCUCGCCUCCUCCUUCUACCGCUUCCACCAAAGCUUGA
This is a messenger RNA of Tarenaya hassleriana, 354 nucleotides long. RefSeq names its product vegetative cell wall protein gp1. The record is from RefSeq and is a predicted model, not a curated record. Bases 1 to 354 code for a protein of 117 amino acids. The transcript has a single exon. NCBI's taxonomy places the organism in Eukaryota, Viridiplantae, Streptophyta, Magnoliopsida, Brassicales, Cleomaceae.